Molecule: messenger RNA, 2447 nt
Organism: Manihot esculenta (cassava)
Lineage: Eukaryota; Viridiplantae; Streptophyta; Magnoliopsida; Malpighiales; Euphorbiaceae
Product: protein NSP-INTERACTING KINASE 1
Exons: 11
Coding region: 271-2145 (624 amino acids)
Biological process (GO): protein phosphorylation
Molecular function (GO): protein kinase activity; protein binding; ATP binding
Source: RefSeq, a predicted model, not a curated record
UUGUUUAACCUACUGACUCGUGGACAGGACAGGCAUGCUAGUUCCUUUUAUACAACCAAAAAACUGGUUCUUUUCUUGUGUCCGAGACUGACAAAAGAUUUUGAUGAAUGGAUUUCUCGCAUGGAAAGCAAGAAGUGGGUUCUAAUUUAAGGAUUACUUUAAACAAAAGUAACCCAUUUGAAAGUUGGUUUUCUUGAUAGAGAAACUGGGUUGUAUCAGUGGAAUUCAAGAGUAUUUGUUUGUUUCUCUGCUCCUGCACAUUCGACUUCAAUGGCCAUCAGAAGCAGAGAAAUUCCCUUGUGUUUUUUAGCUUUUUUAUGGUUUUUGAAUGCUGCAAAUGGAUUGCUAUCUCCCAAAGGAGUAAACUUUGAAGUGCAAGCUUUAAUGGGAAUAAAAGCUUCUCUACAUGAUCCUCAUGGGGUUCUUGAUAAUUGGGAUGGGGAUGCUGUUGAUCCUUGUAGCUGGACUAUGGUCACCUGUUCUCCUGAGAGUCUCGUCAUUGGCCUGGGAACUCCUAGCCAGAAUUUAUCGGGUACUCUUUCUCCAAGCAUUGGUAACUUGACUAAUCUUCAAAUUGUGCUCUUGCAGAACAACAAUAUCACAGGACCGAUUCCUGGAGAGUUAUGGAAGCUGUCAAAGCUUCAUACACUUGAUCUUUCUAACAACUUCUUCACUGGGGUAAUUCCUUCUUCUCUAGGCCAUCUGAGGAGUCUCCAAUACAUGAGGCUAAAUAACAACAGUCUCUCUGGAGCUUUCCCAAUGUCAUUGGCUAACAUGACCCACCUUGUGUUUCUGGACUUGUCUUACAAUAAUCUGAGUGGCCCUGUAGCCAGGUUUCCGGCUAAGACAUUCAACAUUGUUGGAAACCCUCUAAUCUGUCCAACUGGGUCUGAACCGGAAUGCUUUGGUACAACACUAAUGCCAAUGUCCAUGAACUUGAAUAGCACACAAACUGCUUUACCUUCUGGCAGAUCAAGGAAUCACAAAGUAGCCCUUGCCUUCGGCUCUAGCGUUGGUUCUGUCUCACUCCUCAUUCUUGUGCUUGGAUUACUUCUAUGGUGGAGGCAAAGGCAGGAUAAAUCGACAUUUUUCGACGUUAAGGAUCAACAUCACGAGGAAAUUUCUCUUGGAAACUUAAGGAGGUUUCAAUUUAGAGAACUUCAGGCGGCGACAAACAACUUCAGCAACAAGAACAUACUUGGAAAAGGAGGAUUUGGCAAUGUGUACAAAGGGAUUAUCCAAGAUGGGACUGUUGUUGCUGUCAAGAGGCUUAAGGACGGAAAUGCUGUCGGAGGAGAUAUUCAAUUCCAAACCGAAGUUGAAAUGAUCAGCCUAGCCGUGCAUCGUAACCUCCUCAGGCUAUAUGGAUUUUGUAUCACACCAACAGAAAGGCUUCUAGUCUACCCAUACAUGUCGAAUGGCAGCGUAGCUUCCCGUCUCAAAGGGAAGCCGGUCUUGGAUUGGAGCACCAGGAAGAGAAUUGCACUAGGAGCUGCAAGGGGACUAUUAUAUCUCCAUGAGCAGUGUGAUCCAAAGAUAAUUCACAGGGAUGUUAAGGCAGCAAAUAUUUUACUUGAUGAUUAUUGUGAGGCUGUGGUUGGGGAUUUUGGGUUGGCAAAGCUCUUGGAUCACCAAGAUUCACAUGUCACCACAGCUGUGAGAGGCACGGUUGGGCACAUAGCACCAGAAUAUCUAUCUACAGGACAAUCCUCAGAGAAAACAGAUGUUUUUGGAUUUGGUAUCCUGCUCCUUGAAUUAAUCACAGGCCAAAGAGCGCUAGAAUUCGGCAAGGCAGCGAACCAGAAAGGAGCCAUGUUAGACUGGGUAAAGAAAAUUCAUCAGGAGAAGAAGCUUGAAAUGCUUGUAGAUAAGGAUCUAAAGGGUAACUAUGACAGAAUUGAGCUCGAAGAGAUCGUCCAAGUGGCUCUCUUGUGCACCCAAUUCCUUCCAAGCCAUAGACCAAAAAUGUCUGAAGUGGUUAGAAUGCUUGAAGGUGAUGGAUUAGCAGAGAGAUGGGAAGCUUCUCAAAGAGUAGAAGCAACCAAGUCGAAAGCCCACGAGUUCUCUUCAUCAGAUCGAUAUUCUGAUCUCACUGAUGACUCUUCAUUACUAGUCCAAGCAAUGGAGCUUUCUGGCCCAAGGUGAAUUCUUCAUAGAGUUUCACAUAUUUUGGCUUUUUCCUACUACCCUUCAAAGAGACUUAGAAAUAUUAAAAUGAAAUUUAUAGGUGAAGUUGUUUUGUAAUAGUUGUAUGAUGUUUGAAGCUUCUUUUUUGGUUGUAUAAUGAGGAUCUUAUCAAAGCUCCAAAGGGUUUUGAUGUUUUCAUUGAAUUGUACAGAUUUUGUUCUUGUGAACUGACAGAGUUUCCAUAGAAAUUCAUGUAUUUUUAUUCCUAAGGAGUUGCAAUCAAGAUAAAAAAAAAUUAUUUAUAUAAAAAUUAAAUAAAA